This is a messenger RNA of Hyalella azteca, 3299 nucleotides long. Its product is annotated as nucleolar protein dao-5. The record is from RefSeq and is a predicted model, not a curated record. Lineage: Eukaryota; Metazoa; Arthropoda; Malacostraca; Amphipoda; Hyalellidae.
AUGACGGAGGGGGACUGAGCCAGAACUGCUCGUCCUGGACACACGAACCUAACCCUGAAGACGAUCCUUUCGGCGCCGCGCCCUUCUACCCUCCUGGAGUGCCGCCGAGCGUCGGUGCUGCAGAGCUGUCUGCUGCAGCUCCUGCAGAGUCUCUGCUGCUGGCCGCGUCCCCGCCCAACCUGCAGCAGCAGAGCAGCAGAGUGUCAGCUGCAGCAACUGAACACCUGCACCUGACAUCAGAUGACCCGAAACCCCCUGGUGGUUGCCUGCUGGAGAGCUUCUCCACAGGUCAGCUCGUCAUAUCCCCACCACCCAACUUUACCAGCGACGAUGCAGGAGUUCUCAGACUCGCUGGGACCAGCGGGUAUCCUGCGGGACUCCCUCCUCCUGGCAGGAUCUAUUUGCCGGGCAACAGCGUAUAUCCUACUGGCGCCGCUACCAAUAACGAAUAUCCUGCCGAGUCCACUUCCACCAGCAGUGUAUACGUGGCAGGAUUUCCCUCCAACGUCAGCGGUGGUGUUAGCUCUGGGGUCCACAGCUCCACCGAUCAACACGUCGGGCGUCAUACAAUGGCGCACAAUGACGCUGCGUCUGUCCCAGAAACUGCAGAAAUCCUACACAACCUGACUUCAUCCACUAGAAUUUUGGUUCCGGUGCACCCUGCGGCGGAUGUAAAUCUGAUCGCAGACGAUGCACAAAGCUCCUCUGCCCUUGGGUCUUCAGAAGUUCCUGUAGGUGGCGGUGCUGCUGGGGUCGCGCAGCUGGUGGCGGUAGACGAUGUCGCUGAUGAAGCUCAGAGUGGUGCAGAUAACCCUUCCCUGCCGCCCUUCACCAGACCUCCUCUCGAAGACAGAUCAAAAUACGAGAAGUUUCAGAACCUUCAAGACGAAAGCGACGAGGACAGAGACGCAGGGUCGGUCGUGCCGACUAACGAGUUUCCGAGAUCCGCAAUGCGUCGCCUGAAGGGUGGACGGUCCGUCAAAACCACGACCAAGAUCGGCGUCGACGGCAAGCCCGAAUCGGUGUUCGUGUGCGUGUCCGACGACGACUCCAUCGGGUCCGCGAGCGACCUGAAGGCACGCAUCAACGACGAAGCUGCCGACGACAGAGGACGUGAAGAUGUGUCAGAGACCAUCAGUUCGUCCGUGUACCACGCAGAGUGUGAGAGCGUCACCACCCACGAGGAGGACCCUCGGGUCACGGGUGGCACUGACGCCACGAGACGUGGGCCCAAGCCCAGUAGGGCCUCCAUGCGGGCUCGUGCCAACGCCAAAAUAGAGCAGGAGAAACGGAGAGCCUCUAACCCGGACCGCCUCCUAGGCCACGAGUACGGCGAGAAGCCAUUGCUUCUUGACGAUGAACUCGACGACGUGCUUGACGAAGAAGAAAAGUCUGUCAUGGCGAGUGAUGAGCCGAAGCCCCAAGCCUCGUCACCCACCGUCGCCGCUGAGGAAUGUGCCUCCCUCAUAAACCUCGCGUCCCCACCACCGCCCCAGCCUCCCCUUAUGACUCCGUCGUCCGCCAGCACCCGCGGGGAGGUUGAUGGAGACGAUGACGUCUUUGCGUUGGCUCCCUUCAAGAACCCUUUGCAGAAACUUGGGACUAUAUUCUCCGUGCCCGCCUCCAUCUCCACGCACCUGCAGCAGGUCAAGCAGCUGCCCAUUCGAACUGCGGCAUCCGUAGCGACUUACUCGCCUCUUAAUGUCGCCACGCCCUCGCCAGACGAGCGUACCUCCUACCAGGACAGCGAGAGAAGACCUAGCCAAACGCACGUCAUUUACGAAGAAUCUCCCUCCGAAGAAUUCCCCAUCUACGAAAACGUAACAUUGAGUAAAAAAUGUUUACUUCCUGAGACUGAUGACUUCGAGGGCGUGUAUCCUCGUCCGGAGUUGAGCAACUCUAUUGUCCGCACGGCAGCCAGCAACCCAUUCAUCAACCCUUUUUAUGACGAGUCUGGGAGCAACGUCCAUGUUAUAUCCCUUCCUGGGACAUCCGUUACCAGUGAAGGUGUCAGCGAAACAGCAACGCUAUUAGCCAGCGACGCAGACGUUGCCGUAAGCAAGGACGUCAUGUCUCAGAGCGUCGACUCACUAACAUUCAGACAACCAAGCUGCGCGUUGUCUAAAGUCUCCUCGCAUUCCAGCACCGACUUGUUUGGGUCUACACCCUUUGGCUGUGUGGACUACAAAUCCAAGCCUUUAGCGAACGAAACUGCAAUCAACACAUCGCCUUUAGACGACACGACUUCGCAUGUGCCUGUGGAAACGCCAUUCCCUGCUCAAGUAACUCCCAAGUCAAAGCCAAGCCAUUUCUACUCGUCGUCUGCGGACGUUAACCCAGCGUAUCAAGCCGCCACUUCUACGCCUCGGACCAGCAAGUCCAACGAAGUCGUCCUCAACAAAACUGACGACGACGAAUUAGACGACGAAGACCUUUUUGGGUCAGUGCCUUUCAAGCCAAUUUUAAGUAACAGCCAACGAUCGUUUUUAGGACUCAAGAGCCGGACGCUUCCUGCCAACAUGAGCUCGUCCUUGCAGAGCCAAGUGCACCAAAUGGCCAGGGAGGAAAUGCUUAACACACACACUGAAAUGUUCAAAACCUCUGCCAAGGGAGGCAAGAAGAUGACGCCACCGACCUUCCGUAAGCCUCGCCUUACUCACCAAAUUCUGUCCUCCGAGUCCGAGAGUUCCAGCGAAGAGAGCCUAGGCAGCAGCAGCAGCCUGGCCAAGAAGUCGAAGGCCCGCGACAGAAGUAAAGACCGACUUAAAUACAAGAACAUCAGCGAGGAGUUCGAGGAGGAAAACAUGAUGGUGCUGCCCAUGAAGCAGUUCAGUUUGUCCAAGAAGGAUAAGCAGGGGAAGAAGAGCAAAAAACUUGAUAAACCGGAUAAAAUCGACAAGAAACAAGAGAAAAUAGAGAAAAAACUAGAAAAGGCCGAAAAAAAGUCUGAAAAGGCCGAGAAAAAGCUAGAAAAACUUGAGAAGAAAGCGGAAAAAGCCGAGAAGAAGCUGGAGAAGACCGAGAAAAAGAGCGAUAAAAGCGAAAAGAAGUCUGAGAAAAACGUUAAGAGUGACAAGAAAGUUGACAAGAGUCUUAGUUACGAGUCUGUUGGGAUCUCGAACAUGAGUUUUGAGGACCAGACUCUCGAAGACUCCCGCAAGGCAGCCUGUGGUGGGAGCAGACACUCCAUCAGCUCCCCCGACGAAGAGGGAGCUGACUUGCGCACUUCGGGAGCCACCAGAUUUGGCUCCCUCAAGCGCGGCAUUAAUCCCUUCUCCAAACUCAGCAACAGAAUUUGA